AUGGAUGCUGGAAUCAGGGAAGCACCGACUAAAAAUCGUCACUUGAGAAAGGGUGAUAAGAAUUAUGUGAGGAAGGGUGUACGAAAAGAUAAAGACAUCUUAAUCCGAAGUCCGGGCUACAUCAUCGCAUUCAUAUGGUCGUUCAUAUUCAGAGACACUUCGGACACCUUCAUCCAUCUCGUGCCCGUCAACCAAUCACCUUCGGGCUGUCUCACUCCGCAGCCAAUCACCAUUAAGCUACCUCGCGUCGCAAGGAAUCAGAGCCAGGGUGGCGGCGGUCCUCCACCGGACUCCGCCAUAAAGAUGAUGUCUUCCUGUGUUCAAAAGCUUCUGGUGCUGGCGGGUGUGCUGACUUUCCUCGCUGUCGGGGUCAUUGCUGAGGCUGACCCGAAAGCUGACCCUGCUGCUGACCCCGUGGCUGAUCCCGUGGCUGACCCGGCCGCUGACCCUGUAGCUGACCCCGUAGCUGAUCCAGAAGCUGACCCCGAUGCUGACCCAGAAGCUGACCCCAAGGCGAGCUAUCACCAGCCGUGUUACCAUAAGACUCAGUAUGUCAAUGCUUACAAGACGGAGGCAUAUCCGGUCCCCGUGUACGAGACAGUGUACCAGAAGAAGGUCGUCCCCACCACCGUGUACAAAACUGUGCACAAGACCCAGUACCAGACUCGGUACAACACGGAAUACGUCCCAAAAUACGUCACCGAAACCUUGUACAAGACGAAGAUCAACUACGUGACCAAGCACCUGUCCAAGUACCACACCCAGUACCAGACCCGGUACGCGACCGACGUGCAGUACGUGCCUAAGUACGUCACCAGUACCCACUACCACACCCAUUUCCAGACGCAGGUGAGGUAUAACACGGUCUACGCCACCCAGUAUACCCCGGCUUACGUCACGCAGACUCAACUCCAGUACCAGACUCACUACGAGACGAAAUUCGCACCACAGUACGUCACAGUCGCCAAGGAACAAAUUUCGUACAAGACGUAUUGUCCCAAACCUGCUUAUGGACACUAAGAUCUCUCUGGGGUUCGAAUGAUGUUCUUUUGUUUUGUCGACAUUGGAUGGUUUGUUCUCCGGAAUGUUCUCUCGGAUGUUCUUCAUACGUUGGGAUUUGUGAACUUGUAUGUCUUUGUAAAUGUAUCCA
Penaeus indicus is the source of this 1150-nucleotide messenger RNA. RefSeq lists its product as uncharacterized. Lineage: Eukaryota; Metazoa; Arthropoda; Malacostraca; Decapoda; Penaeidae. The transcript is spliced from 5 exons. The record is from RefSeq and is a predicted model, not a curated record. The coding region runs from base 1 to 1020 and encodes 339 amino acids.